AAAGUAUCAGCGAUAAUCUUGGGCAACAAAAACAAUCUAUUUAAACGUCAGAGAUAUACGACAAAGCCCCACUGUCCAAUCAAUUCAGAGAUUACUUGGAAAUUUUGCAUAUUUCUUUCAUCAAAGCAUGCGAUCUUAAUUUGAAAUAUUUUGAUUGGAGAUUCAACGGUGAUCCUACCAAGAAGCAUUACUUGCCGCUCCGCGAUCCCAUAUCUCACCCCCCUUGAGAAUGAAUCCCAGUGCGGCGUUCUUGCGAACGAAGUCGUCUCCACGUCUUUCAAGCUUGAAUAGCUCGAAGCGCAGUAUAUACGGAGGUCUAUUCACAGCGACUUAUCACUCAAUUCCAACAUCGGCGCGUUCGCCAUACAGCCAAGCUCGUCCUUCUCGUCAACGCCACUCUGCGCAGUACGCACUUUCAGACCUUUCAUGGUGUCGAACCUGCCGCCGUGGCUUGAAGACAUCGCCUAGAGUCCAAUCCAACUCCAAAUUUAGUUUUAGAGUGGCGGCAGCUUAUUCUGGAAAAGACCGCCCUUAUCAUCCAGACAAAAACUUGUUUAACUACAACCCUUUCAAUCGAAUUCAGUCGACAUCCUUUGAUGGGACCGGCGGCAAAAGAAAGAAGAAAAAUCGACCAGAUAGUGGUCAAGAUGCAUUUUUUAUUAGUCGGGUUGGAGAUACAGAAGGAGUAGCCUUCGGUGUGGCGGAUGGAGUCGGAGGUUGGACUAAUGCUGGUAUUGAUCCAGCAGAAUUUUCUCAUGCUUUCUGUGACUACAUGGCCAGUACGGCGUAUAAUCACAAAGGAGCACAAGGAUUGAAAAAGCUAAAGGCCCUAGAUCUGAUGGAUGAAGGGUAUCAAAAAACAAUACAUGACAAAUCUAUCUUUGGCGGUGGAAGCACGGCUUGUGUAGCAGUGGCAAGCCCAGAUGGGAAUUUAGACGUGGCAAAUCUUGGAGACUCGGGGUUUAUCCAAUUGAGACUCAAUGCUGUCCAUUAUGCUUCUCCACCGCAGACCCACGCGUUCAAUACACCAUAUCAAUUGUCCAUGAUUCCCCCAAAGCUUUUAGCUCAGCUGAAAUUAUUUGGCGGCUCACGGUUUCAUGAUCUACCCAAAGAUUCAGACGUGACCCAGCAUAAAAUAAGGCAUGGCGACGUGCUCAUCUUCGCAUCUGACGGUGUGUGGGAUAACGUGACUCCACAGGACAUUCUCAGAACAGUUACACGCUAUAUGGCAGCUCUAGAGGCAUGGAAAACUGGUGACAAUGGAACAGAGGUUGGAGCAGAUUUUUCUCGUCUCACGCUGCCCGGAGGAAUCGGAAAGCAGCAGGAGAAUAACCUCCAAGCUUUGAUAGCCACUGUUGUCACCCAUUAUGCCAAAGUGGCGAGCCUUAAUACUAAGGUCGAUGGACCAUUCGCAAGAGAAGUGAAGAUUCAUUUUCCGCAUGAAGAGUAUCAUGGGGGAAAGAUUGACGAUAUUUGUGUCAUUGUGGCUAUUGCAGUCGAAGAAGGUAAAUAGGUUUUAAUAACCUUGAUUGGAAUAGGAUCCAUGGAAACAUCUCGACAAUGUAUAUUCCUUUUUUUUUAGAGAUAUUUUUUUUAACAUAUUGUAUUCAUAUGUAUCUUUAUUUGGCACG
Molecule: messenger RNA, 1631 nt
Organism: Xylona heveae TC161
Lineage: Eukaryota; Fungi; Ascomycota; Xylonomycetes; Xylonales; Xylonaceae
Product: protein serine/threonine phosphatase 2C
Exons: 2
Coding region: 230-1513 (427 amino acids)
Source: RefSeq, a predicted model, not a curated record